UGCGCAGGCGCAACGCGCCCGCGGGUGGGAGGAGCUGGUCGGGAUGAGUGGUGGAGGGACGGAGACCUUUGUGGGUUAUGAGGCCGCCACGAGCGGCGGCGACAAGAAGAGGGACUCCUUAGGGACUACAGGCUCGCCAGCGCACCUCAUUAUCAAGGAUCUUGGAGAAAUUCAUUCAAGGCUUUUAGAUCACAGACCAGUUAUUCAAGGUGAAACCCGUUAUUUUGUGAAAGAAUUUGAAGAAAAACGUGGACUUCGAGAAAUGCGAGUUCUUGAAAAUUUGAAGAAUAUGAUCCGUGAAACAAAUGAACAUGCAAUUCCUAAAUGUAGAGAAACGAUGCAGGACAACUUAGACCAAGUUCUCCAGAGAUUGCACGCAGCUACUGACUCAGUCUGUAGACUCCAACAGAGGGAGCAGGAACGAAAAAAGAUUCAUAAUGACCAUUUAAUAGCUAGUGAAAAACAGCAUAUAAUCCAGUGGGAGGAUUUCAUGAAAGAACAACACAAUAAACAGGCUGAAGUGGAUGAAGAGCACAGAAAAGCCGUGGAGAGGCUUAAAGAACAAUAUGCCGAGAUGGAGAAGGACCUAGCAAAAUUUUCAACCUUUUAAGAAACUUGAAGCCCAACAAUGACAGACUAAUCAGAAAACAUUGACUACUCCCAAAAAACUAUGCUCACCAAACCAUUUAGCCUCUGCUUCAAGCUUAGCAAUAUAUUCAAUGGCACUCUCACUUCAGAAGAAAGAAGCUUCUACUGGAGUCUUAAUUAAAUGUUUAAUAAAAGAAGAGUGCUACAUCUUUCCAGUUUUAAGUGCCUAUAUAUGAUUAUUUGAAUGGGGAGGAGUAGGAGGAAAAAUGGGAUAAAUGUAUUCUUUGUUAAUCAGAAUUGGUCUUCUUUCCAUUGAUUAUCUCAGAGAACUGUAAGUGUAAACUUGUUAAAGAGAAAAAUAAUUUAAUUCGUUCUUUUACAGGGUUAAUACUAGUUUAUUAUUGUGGCUUAGAAGGCAGAUAUAAUAGCUGCCUGUCAUGGCCGCCUCGGCUAUUGGAAGAAUGUGUAAAGUGUUAUUCCAUGAGUAAUGUAGACAGCAAUGACUGUCCUGGGAACAAAGAUCACAUUUAAGAGAGGCAGGAGUCCAACCCUGUCUCCCCUGCGGCAGAGAUGGCCGUGCUGCUGGUGGACCUGCCCGUUGGGAAGCUUACCGGUUUUGCAGUGCAGCAUAAUGCCGUGUGUUUCACUGGGUGACAAGACACACGGUGAAUUCUGUGGCCUUCCAGCACUUAAUAUGUUCAGCUUUUAAAACAUGCUUAGAAGGAAAAGCUUACCAAAAAUAUAGUUGACUUUGAGCCUUUCCAAGAACCAUAAUCUUGCCCAUAGUAUUUACCUCAUUUUUGUGUCUGUUUGGCUGUGGGUAAGCUUUGUAAGAUAAAUAAUGUCUAUAUAUAUUUCAACUGUUUAAUGAGUAAUCAGCACAAUCUGCCAAGGGGUCCCUCUGGAGCUAUAUAAAGAUUCUGGCUCUGAAUAAACCAGAAGUAUUUGCCCACAUGGCAAAUGAUCCAUGUUAAAUGUAAAUCCUUUUUAGUGUUUAACGUCUGUUCUUAUAAGCAGGUGUAUUAUGAUGAAACAUGUACCAAUUCUGUCAUCACUGUGAUCUUUAAAAAUCUGCAUUUAACAAGUCUAAUUGAGGAACUAAGUUAAUUUUUUAUUUACCAUUAACCAGGCAAAGUUAAAUGCAAUAAUUUCAAGAGAUUUAUGGCAAAUGAAUUUGAGGUAUAGAUAAAUCUUUCAAAUAUUUUUUACUGCUCUUCAGUAAAGAAAGGCACAAGAAAGAAAAUACUCAACUCUCUCAUGUUAUCUCAGUGUUGCUACUGCAGAAAAGUGACAAUGCUUGCUUGUGUAAAUUUAUGGCUUACUGUCAAAGCUUCAUUCUUGGCUGCAUGUUGAAAAUGUGAUUAAAGUUAAUAGAGGAGAUGAAAUAA
Equus caballus (horse) is the source of this 1976-nucleotide messenger RNA. RefSeq names its product biogenesis of lysosomal organelles complex 1 subunit 5 (gene BLOC1S5). Gene Ontology annotation, cellular component: BLOC-1 complex; transport vesicle. NCBI's taxonomy places the organism in Eukaryota, Metazoa, Chordata, Mammalia, Perissodactyla, Equidae. The record is from RefSeq and is a predicted model, not a curated record.